GUUUAAUGUUACGAUGCUAAGCUAAAUUAAAAUUGACAGUUCUAAUCAAAUCACUCGAAGUAUGUUCAAUGAAUACAUUUGUUUUCUGACUUAAUAAAUCAAGGAUGGUUUCGUUUAAUAAAUGCCGCAUCAGUCAAAUAUGUCGGACUUCUACAAUAGUCAACCGCGAAAAGCUUUUCCUCCUCUUUUGCUUGACCGUGACAUUCUUGUGGACUCUACCUUACCUGUACUUCUCCCUGCCGAGAAUCGUUUCCAGGCGCUACCGGCCCGUACCCUUCAGCCCGCCGGUCAGCACCCAGCCAGCUUGCAUGUUCCCUGACCUUGACCCGUAUGACCCCAGCGUGAUAGAUGUCUUCAGAAAAACCCCGGCCUUCCGCUGUAAGGGAGAGAUACCGUACUUCACCACUGUGGGCAACGGUAUCGUGAUGGUCAAUUUCUCCAAAGUCGCUAUGGUAACCCAAAAUAUCUCCAACUUCAAGCAUUGCCGUUACUACACCCGUGCCCGAGACCCGACCGGUCCGGACGACCGGGCAAUCCAAACAAUCCGGGUGAGUCCGUUUUUUAGGAACUCAAUUAACUUAACCGGAGAUGAAGACUACAUAUCAGUGGAUUGUUUUAAUAUGAGGGACGUGAUUAUAUCACGGUCGUUUCAUCAAAUCCUGCGCAUAAAACCCCAACUGGAAGCGGAAUUGGACGCGAAUUUGAAAAGACAUAAAAAACAGAACGCGCCGAAAGAAAUCAUGAGCGUGAUUAUAUUUGGCAUCGACGGCGUGUCUAAGCAAAAUUUCCAUCGCUCAAUGCCGAAGACUAGAGAUUUUCUUCUUCAUACAAUGAAAGCUAUAGAACUCCUUAAAUUCAACAAGAUCGGCGUUAACACCUUACCGAAUAUAUUCCCGCUUCUCACUGGAAAACUUUUGAGCGACGUGGAUUCGUCCUGGAACUGGACACUUGGUGAUAACUUCGACGCCAUCAACGAUUUAUUUUUAUGGAGUCAGUUCCGUAAAGCCGGAUACAGAAGCUCUUUGAUUCUGGAUUUAGCGAACAACUCGGCGUUCCAUUACUAUAAGAAGGGGUGGAAGAAGGCGCCGGUGGAUUACUACCCGCGGGAGCUGAUUCUAGACACGGAGACCUACCGGAAGGACAAGUUCAUGCUGUGCAUGGGGGACGAGCCGGAAGUGAGCGUCUUGAUGGAGCACGUGCUCCAGCUGGCGGCCAUGUUUAAUGAAUCCACCAAGACGCCGUACUUUGUAUUCAGAUUUGCAGCCAUGUUGACUCACGAUAACCCCAAUCACGUCAGCGCUGGUGAUGAACUUUACCUCGACUUUCUCAAAAAUCUGGCCAAACAAAACCUCUUGCACAACACGCUCUUCUUGUUUAUGAGCGACCAUGGGGCCAGAUUUGGCGAUAUACGAAGCACUUUCAACGGCAUGCUGGAGGAAAGAAUGCCGAUGUUUUAUCUAGUCUUUCCCGGAUGGUUUCAAACUAAAUACCCAAAGCUGAUGAAAGUCGUGAAAAUGAACCGAAAACGCCUGACAACUUUUUUGGAUAUUCACGCAACGUUAAAAGAUAUUCUCUAUUUUAAUGCAACAACGGGGCGAGGUGACUUGACCCAGUCUGGGAUUAGUUUAUUCAAGAAUAUUCCAAAAGAAAGACUAUGCCAUCACGCGCUGGUCGCAGACGAUAUCUGCGCGUGCAAUCGCAACAUCACCAUGGUGGAUAUCUCGGAGAAGGAGGUGUCGGAGCUGAGCCAGGCGUUGGUGAGUGAGAUUAGGUUCUACACCCGUCUGGAGAGAGACAGAUGCGCGCCCCUGGAGCUGAAGAGCAGCGGUCGGAUUGCGAUGUUGCCUGUGGUCCAACACAUGACUGAGCGGUAUAUCAUGACGGUGGUGACGCAGCCUGGGGAUGGCGUGUACCAGGGGGUGGUGGAGCGCUCCCCGGCGAAGGAGGGGAACGCCCUGGUUGGGAACGCCACCGGGGCGGGUGUGAACAGCCCGUGGGUGUAUCGUGUGUUGGGGAGCGUCCUGAGGCUCAAUCUGUACCGGGGACAGGCCGAGUGCGUGGAGAGCGUGUACCUCAUGCCCUUCUGUUUCUGCCUGCGUCCGCCGUCACCAUGA
Molecule: messenger RNA, 2114 nt
Organism: Physella acuta
Lineage: Eukaryota; Metazoa; Mollusca; Gastropoda; Physidae
Source: RefSeq, a predicted model, not a curated record